AUGAUCGUUCAACUCAUAUUUCUCACUGCCCUUGCUUCUUCGACGGGAGUUAUUGUCACUCCUACUGAAGGUCGAAACAACAAAGCCAUCCCGGAUCCACAAGCAGAGUGUCGAUCUUUCUACGCCGACGUCUAUGCAGAGACCAACUCGAAUAUCGAUUUAAAGUCCGUUAUAGGUGGACCAGCAGAGAACCAACAGGCUCUGACUGAACCAAUCAUCUCAUAUUUUGCAGCGGGCAGUACCCUUCCAUCCCAGAUUUUCGCCGCACCCACACUAGAGGUGAAAGAGACGUAUCAAUUAUGGUUCGAACAUUGUCGACCUAAAUCUGGACUGGUCAAAGGGGUUUAUCAAACUCAUCAUGGCUUAGUGGGGAAUGCAGGUUAUUGGAAUGUCCAAGGGGAGUAA
Kwoniella mangroviensis CBS 8507 is the source of this 405-nucleotide messenger RNA. RefSeq lists its product as uncharacterized. The record is from RefSeq and is a predicted model, not a curated record. The coding region runs from base 1 to 405 and encodes 134 amino acids. NCBI's taxonomy places the organism in Eukaryota, Fungi, Basidiomycota, Tremellomycetes, Tremellales, Cryptococcaceae. The transcript has 2 exons.